This is a messenger RNA of Entamoeba invadens IP1, 477 nucleotides long. RefSeq lists its product as hypothetical. The record is from RefSeq and is a predicted model, not a curated record. The transcript has a single exon. Lineage: Eukaryota; Evosea; Mastigamoebida; Endamoebidae. Bases 1 to 477 code for a protein of 158 amino acids.
AUGCCGAAACGUCUUGAUGGGUUUCAUAUUAUGAUUGUGUCUAAGAACUCUGAUCAAAUACACGACUUUUUUACACUUGAGACUGUUUGUCGAAAAUUUAUGGAAAACAUCACAAAGUUUCAUUUCAACCCGAUUCCUCUUACACCAAAAACACUGAAGUAUUUUCCACGAAUAGAAACUCUCAACAUAUGGUCAAAAGAUGAAGAAGCCUUUAUGAAUAAAGUUUGGGACGACUCUCUUGUGACCCCCAAUAUUUCCAAAGUGAAUUUCUUCCGCGUGGUGAUCUGGUACGAAGUCUAUUACAAAACGUCCGUUAUAAAGAAGUCUUCGAAUUUUGUUUUCAAGAACAUUGUUUAUGGGGAGGGUGACCGCUUGAAAUACGGCGAUGUUGUUUCAUUUGGAGUUGCAACUGUUGGAGAAGACGUGUUAAAUGGGCAUGUUACACUCAAUAACAUCAAAAUCCAUAAAAUGUUUUAA